Messenger RNA from Ostrinia nubilalis (European corn borer), 3307 nucleotides. RefSeq names its product WD repeat-containing protein 3. The transcript is spliced from 16 exons. Gene Ontology annotation, biological process: maturation of SSU-rRNA. Lineage: Eukaryota; Metazoa; Arthropoda; Insecta; Lepidoptera; Crambidae. The record is from RefSeq and is a predicted model, not a curated record. Bases 87 to 2729 code for a protein of 880 amino acids. Gene Ontology annotation, cellular component: small-subunit processome; Pwp2p-containing subcomplex of 90S preribosome. Gene Ontology annotation, molecular function: snoRNA binding; protein binding.
UUUUCCAAAACAUCAACAUGUGCUUCAUGUGAUUAUUUUUUGGUUUUGUGGUUACUUGAAUUAUAAAACAUUAAUUAAACAUAACAAUGGGUCUCACAAAGCAAUAUUUGCGAUAUGCUCCAAGUGGUACUUUCAAUGUUAUAGCCAGUGCCGAUUGUAACUGUACACAUGUGUCUCUAAAUGGAAUAAGUGGACGAUAUUUGGCUGUCGGUGCUUGUGAACAUGUUGUUAUCUGGGAUAUGAGACUGGGGGAGAAGGCUCAAGUGCUGCCAGGAGAGAAUGUGGUAGUUUCCCAGAUAGCUGCGAGUCCCACUGGGAAUCAUAUGGCGGUGGGAUACGUGGACGGCAACAUAAAUGUGUUUGAGCUAACAAACAAUGAAGUGGUGUGUGUGUUUGCUGGACACAAGUCAGCUGUUACCUGUCUACAGUAUGACGAGCAUGGACAUAGAUUGGUAUCUGGAUCUAAGGAUACUGAGGUCAUCCUGUGGGAUGUUGUGUCUGAGACAGGUAUAGCCAGGUUUAGUGGGCACAAGGGUAUUGUGACAAGUGUCCUCUUCAUCAAUGGAAAGAACUGCAUUGUAAGCUCCUCAAAAGACACAUUUGUCAAGUUCUGGGACAUUGAAACUAAGCAUUGCUUCAAAACAUUAGGAGGCCAUCAAAUGGAGGUGUGGUCUGCAGUAUUACUGAAAGAAGAGAGGUACCUAGUGACAGGCACUGUGGACCAGGAACUCAGGGUGUGGAAACUGAACUGGACCAGCGAUGUGAAAGAUGAGAACAAGCUUGCCCAACAGCUGGAAAUUGUCAAGUUAGAAGAGACAGAUGAAGUUGAAGAUUCUUCUGUACUACAAUGCCACCAAGUGGGCACUCUCGUCCGCGGAGGCAAAGGCCGCGUAGUCGGCCUGAACACAGACCUGGGACAAAGUGUACUCGCCUGCUUUGGAACUGACUCCCUGCUCGAACUAUUUUCCUUCUGUUCAGAUGAGGAAGCUAAAGCUAGGAUGGAUAAACGUGUAAAGAAACAAAGGAAGAAACUGGCGAAACUCAAAGAAAAAGGCGAGAUAGAACCUGAAGCAACAGAAGUAGCUGAAAUUCUGACUCUCUCAGAUGAAGUCCGAAGGUUGUCGUCAGUGAAAUUAGGCGCGAAAAUAAAGUCCGCGUCGGUUCUGGUGGGAACUACCGGGGAAGUGAGAGUCGGCGUCACGUUGGCUAACAAUUCUGUCGAUCUACAUAGCUUGAAAAUGGACGAGGGUCAGGAAGUGAAAUGUUUGAAACAAAUUACGUUACCUGGACACCAGAAAGACCCACUAACUGUAGCCAUCAGCUCCGACAAUUUAGCAGUACUUUCGGCCUCUGCAGAUUCUAUCAAGUUAUGGAACCGGCCGAAUCAAACCUGCCUUCGCACUAUCCCAGUGCCGUGCGGUCGCCCCAUGAGCGCUUGUUUCGCGCCCGGCGACAGACAUGCGUUGGUAGGCUGCGCGGACGGCUCGCUCCUCGUAGUUGAUGUAGGCGCCGGAAGAAUACUGGAACAGAUACCAGCGCACGAGAAUUCGUGUAGCUUUGUGGGACUCACGCCUGACAUGUUGGGCUGUUACUCAGGCGGAGGUGACAAAACAGUAAAGUUGUGGCAAUUCGAACUUAUUGAAGACCCUACUGGCGAGUCAAAAGCUAAGGUUCUAUCACUCCUACACACGAGAACAUUGGAACUGGAGGAAUCAGUAUUGUGUGUGAAAAUUAGCCCAAACAACAAAUUCAUAGCUGUCGGCUUGCUAGAUUCCACAGUCAAAAUAUUUUUCCUUGACAGUUUUAAGUUCUACCUUUCUUUAUACGGACACAAGCUCCCCGUCCACUGCCUAGACAUCAGCUACGACUCAAACAUCAUCGCGACCGGUUCAGCCGACCGCAACGUCAAGAUAUGGGGCAUGGACUUCGGCGACUGCCACAAGUCAAUAUUCGCGCACAACGACUCCGUGACGUCACUACAGUUUGUGCCGAGCACACACUACUUCUUCACGACGUCCAAAGACGGCAAAGUUAAACAGUGGGAUGCUGACACGUAUGACAACAUCAUCACCCUCAAUGGCCACGCAGGCGAAUGCCACGGCGUGAGCGUGGGCGCGGGUGGAUUACACGUGGCGUCGUGCGGGACGGACCGCGCGCUGCGGUUGUACGCGCGAACUGAUGAACCGCUCGUGCUGGGAGAUACUGACGAGCAGGAGGAAGGCCUGGCUACGGGAGACACACACGCUCCUGUGCCCGGUCUUCCGGGACUGAAUAUGCCCACGAAAAAAACGAUCGGAGCUGAAAAAGCGGCGGACUCGAUCCUGGAGUGCCUGACGAUAGGCGCGGAGUACAAGAAGGAAGCGGCGGCGGCGCCCGGGCAGACGGUCCAGCCGCCCGCGCUUAUGCUCGCAUACAACUGUUAUAGCGCUGAAGACUUCCUCGCCGAGACUGUCAAGAAGAUCCGCUCUAGCGAUCUCGAAGAAGCCCUCCUGCUCUUACCCUUCAGUGCAGCGUGUCAAAUAGUCCGCAUGCUGCCCAAACUCCUCGACCGAGGCGACAACGCUGAAUUAUUCUGUCGUCUCGCCAUAUUCCUGCUCAAAGUGCACCACGCACCGCUCGUGGCCAACCAGCGCUUGCUCAAGCACAUGAUCCAGAUUCAAGCUAAGGCGGCUAUGAGGCUCGGCGAGCUUAGGGUGAGUAACAACAAAGUAACGCUCAAUGGAUUUUGAGUCUUAUGCUGAAGAGUUGAAGUUCAAAAUCCUGGUGACAACGCGGAGUUGUUCUGUCGCCUCGCUAUAUUCCUGCUCAAAGUGCACCACGCACCGCUUGUGGCCAACCAGCGCUUGCUCAAGCACAUGAUCCAGAUUCAAGCUAAGGCGGCUAUGAGGCUCGGCGAGCUUAGGGUGAGUAACAACAAAGUAACGCUCAAUGGAUUUUGAGUCUUAUGCUGAAGAGUUGAAGUUCAAAAUCCUGGUGACAACGCGGAGUUGUUCUGUCGCCUCGCUAUAUUCCUGCUCAAAGUGCACCACGCACCGCUUGUGGCCAACCAGCGCUUGCUCAAGCACAUGAUCCAGAUUCAAGCUAAGGCGGCUAUGAGGCUCGGCGAGCUUAGGGACAUGGUGGGCUACAACGUGCACGCUCUCCAGUGGUUGCAGCGCGAGGCAGAGGCGGCGGACAGCGAGCAGCUGUUCCGCGACGCGACGGCCGAGCGACGCACGCGUGACAAGCGCCGGCGCACAAGGCAGGGGCUCAAGCGGCCUAUUGUCACUGUUACUUAAUUUUGUAAAUAAAUUUAUCGUGUAUGUUA